This is a messenger RNA of Aethalodelphis obliquidens (Pacific white-sided dolphin), 3032 nucleotides long. RefSeq names its product progestin and adipoQ receptor family member 4 (gene PAQR4). Gene Ontology annotation, molecular function: signaling receptor activity. The record is from RefSeq and is a predicted model, not a curated record. Gene Ontology annotation, cellular component: membrane. NCBI's taxonomy places the organism in Eukaryota, Metazoa, Chordata, Mammalia, Artiodactyla, Delphinidae. Bases 1131 to 1952 code for a protein of 273 amino acids. The transcript has 3 exons.
GAGGAACCGCGGAGGCGGAAGGAUGAGUGGGCGGGGUCCUGGAGAAGGGGAGGAGGUGGAGGCCGGUUGUCAGCAGGGUUAAGCAGAAGAAGGGAUGCCUUCGUAGACCUGAUUUAGGAUGAACCCUGGUGGGGACCGAACUUUCUUCCCUGGCCUCCUGCCCUCUCUCCCUCUCCGUUUCCUGCCCGUCCUGGGCGGGGCCGAAGAUGCGCCUUUGGCUUGAACAGUGAGCGACUUUGGCCCAGACCAAGCUCGAAGAAGCCUGGCCCGAAGGGCAGGGCCUCACUGGAGGGCUCCGGGCACGUCAGGCACACCCCUAGAGGCCCGGGCAUCUCGGCACGCCUUGCUGCGCUCCGGGGAAGUCGGGCGAGUGGAGAUAUCACCCGUGGAGUAGGGGCGCGCCGGCUCUAGACCUGGCCCGUCCGAAAAUCCCGGGUCGGCAGCACCUUGGACAGAGACCGGGCUGUGGGGUGCUGCAGGGUGGAGGGGCUGUGCCCGGGAGGGUGAAGGCCCAAGGGUGAGUCAACCUGGGGGUAGCGCGAAAAGCCCGGGCGCAAACUGCAAGGGAACGCGAGCCACCGGGACCCAGAAAGUCGGGUCCCAAUCCAACAGGAACCCCAUGCAAAUAAGACUGGGACCGCAUAUAUUAUGCUAAGACGCUGAAGGUCUGGGCGGCUGCCGGGAGGAACCUCCCAGUCGGCCGCGCCCAUUGGCCCUCGCAGCCGCGACGUCAGGAGCCCAGAGCGCGAAACCCUGGCGGGAUGGCGGGGGCGAGCAGCUGGGGCGGAGCCUGGCGUCCCCUCCCGCGUCCGGCCGCGCCCGUCCUCCCGGCAGCCCAGAGACUACUGGCCGCUGCCGCCGCCACAGCAGCCGCCGCGAGCUGUCCCUGCACAGCGCCUGCCAGCCGCACUGCGCUCCGGAUUCCUGUGCGUCCCCGGCCUCCGCCCAGGCGUGGGGUCGCGGGGCUCGCGCGUGCGCAGCGGGGCACGGGCCGGGACCCCCGGACCAGCGCGUGCGCGGACCGAGCACUGGGAGGUGGGCGGGCGCAGGGAUGAGGCUCCGGGUGCUGUUGGCCCGCUGAGGAGACCCGGGGGCAAGAGGAGCGCGGACCGACUUCGCCCGGCCGGGCCAUGGCGUUCCUGGCCGGGCCGCGCCUGCUGGACUGGGCCAGCUCGCCGCCGCACCUGCAGUUCAACAAGUUCGUGCUCACCGGCUACCGGCCGGCCAGCAGCGGCUCGGGCUGCCUGCGUAGCCUCUUCUACAUGCACAACGAGCUGGGCAACAUCUACACGCACGGGCUGGCCCUGCUGGGCUUCCUGGUGCUGCUGCCCAUGACCUUGCCCUGGGGUCAGCUGGGCAAGGAUGGCUGGCUGUGGGGCACACACUGUGUAGCCUGCCUGGCACCCCCUGCAGGCUCUGUGCUCUAUCACCUCUUCAUGUGCCACAAAGGGGGCAGCCCUGUGUACACUCGGCUCCUUGCCCUGGAUAUGUGUGGGGUCUGCCUCGUCAACACCCUCGGGGCCCUGCCCAUCAUCCACUGCACCCUGGCCUGCAGGCCCUGGCUGCGCCCAGCUGCCCUGGUGGCCUACACCGUGUUGUCGGGUGUGGCAGGCUGGCGGGCCCUCACCGCCCCCUCCACCAGUAGCCGGCUCCGCGCUUUUGGCUGGCAGGCUGGCGCCCGCCUCCUGAUGUUUGGGGCCCGGGGAGUGGGGCUGGGCUCUGGGGCUCCAGGCUCCCUGCGCUGCUACCUGCGCAUGGAUGCACUGGCACUGCUUGGGGGGCUGGUGAACGUGGCCCGCCUGCCAGAGCGCUGGGGACCGGGCCGCUUCGACUACUGGGGUAACUCACACCAGAUCAUGCACCUGCUCAGCGUGGGCUCCAUCCUCCAGCUGCACGCUGGCGUCGUGCCUGACCUGCUCUGGGCCGCCCGGCACAUCUGCCCCCUGGACUGAGCCACCUCCCGCCCGCCAUGCCGGCCUGCUCACAGUCUUCUAGGGCCAACAGCACCAUGCUGGCUCCCUGGAUGCUUCCAGCAAAUGGGACUUCCUAGCGGGGAGCCCUCGUCUGUUCAUCCAUUCUUCCCUGUGGACUAGCCUCUUUUACUCACACGUUGGAUCUCCACUUCCCCUUCCUGCCUUCUUCCACGGGACUUAUAGGCUGAAAGGAAACCUUCCCUUCUCUGGGCCUGUUUUUACCCUCUGUGACCUGUGAGGUUUGGGCCAAAGGGACAGUUGGGAUCCUGCCAGCCCAGAGCCAUCACCCACCCUGACCCUCACAUAAGGCACCUCACAGCUGCCUAGCCCAGCCUCCUGCCCUCUGUCUGUCCACCCUGCAUGCUGGCCCUCCCAGCAGCCCGUUCUCCCUGCUGUCCAGAGACUGGAAUGAGGGGUCUGGACAACAGGACUAGCCUCUUAUCCCAGGACCUAGGGGCAGGAGGGUGGUGGCUGCUGCUUUUUCCAAGCAACUGGCACAGAGAUGUAAAGAGCUGAAUGGCCCCGGACCCAAGCCCCACUGGACUGAGGGCACCCUCCACCCUGAGUGCUCUGAAAGCUUGACCUGCCCAGCAGGGACAUGCCUGCUCAGGAAAUCUUUGCUCCACACAGUGGGUGACUCCCAGCUCCAAUCUGCCAGCCUGGGGCUUGGGGCCUUGCAGCAGAGCUCAACCUUGGGCCGUCGCAGGGGCCUCAGACCCUGGGCAACGUCAGUAAGCGCCGUGUUGCCAUGCAAGCAAGCUUGGGUACUCCCAAGAUUCAAAUACCUUUUAUUAGACACGGCCAGGCAGAAGGGACCACUGGAGUUUCCAGACGGACCCCAGCCUCCAGGAGGAUGGAGGGAAGGGGCUAAGAGGUUAAAAGUGCCGAGUCUGGGCCUGUGGGCUCAGGUUGGGCCCAGUGAGUCCUCAAACAGGCUGAGGAGGUUCCGAGGCUCAAAGGCGGGGAAGGUGCCCUGUGGAGGCUCUGAGUCAACGUCACUUAGGUCCAGAGAAUCCCUAGGGGGAGAGAAGAAAGAGAAAUGACUCUCAGGAUCCAAAA